Podarcis lilfordi (Lilford's wall lizard) is the source of this 6387-nucleotide messenger RNA. Lineage: Eukaryota; Metazoa; Chordata; Lepidosauria; Squamata; Lacertidae. The record is from the annotation of a GenBank genome assembly.
GGGGCCUAGUAGCCAUUCAGCACCUGAUAUCCACCAAUGCUAUAGAGCCUGUGCCCUUGAGAGAGCACUACUGUAGUUGCUACUCCAUGUUCUUCAUGGUUCCAGAGAAGAAGAAGGGAGAUUUCAGGGCCAUGCUGGAUUUGGGGUGUAUGGGGUGUUAGGGAAAGGGUGGUAUCUUUGGUGGGGGACACAUCAUGCUCCUUCUGGGGUAGUUUGUCCACCUUUGCUCCCCAUCUCGCACUCAGCUCUCAUUUGUGGUUUUUAGAAGCUGCCAGCAUGCGCCAGCAGCCACAUCCUGAGAAUGACUUUGACUGCCUGUCUAAACCAGGUGAGGGUAGUUGAUGGAUCUCAAACACUCAGUGAGUUAGGGACUUCCCCUGCAUGCGAAGACAGACUGAGCGGACAAGACCAAUAGCAGGUCCAACCGUCAAGAAGAUGGUUUCUGGACGUUUUUGUAGAGGGAAGUGAGGGGCAAAUGGGGCUCGUCAACCUGGGAAGGUAGCCCAGAUAGGAGAAGGAAAACCCUGAACCCAAACUCCCUCUGCCUUGCAGGAUAUUUUUGGGGAAGAAAAGACAAAUCUGCAGUGGAGUUGCUAAGGCGGUUGGAUGAUGCCUUGCCACCUCCUUUCAGCAACUCCUACAGCCAUGCUGGUGCCAUACGUAUUGCUCUGCUUUCCUUUGGACCACAUCAGUGAGACUGAUCACUGAUCACUUGUCAUCUAGGGAGCCCAGGACCUUCAUACACACUGCCAGGCUUACGCCCUGCAGAGGUCACUUCAGUGCUGCUAAUGCAGUGGUUUAACUUCACCCCUGGAAGUGCACUCCAUUGUCUUUCAACAACUGGAUUUGAAGGAGAUGAACAGACACCUCCGGAAACACAGGGUUGUUCCACAGAAUAGUAGCCAUUGAUAGCCUUAGCAUUCAUGAAUUUGUCCCAUUUUCUUUUAAAACCAUCCAAGUUAGUGGCUAUCACUUACCUCCUGUGGGAGCUAGGUUCCAUAGUUUAACUAUGAAUAAGUCAUUUAUUGUAACUUUCUGGAAUCUUCCAACGUUCAGCUUCAUUGGAUGGCAACAAGUUCUAGAGUUAGAAGAGAUGGAGAAAAACUUUUCUCUAUCUACUUUUAGUAAGAAGGGAAUGAACACCUUGACGGGGGGGGGGAGCUUCCCCACCUCUGCUAUGUAAUGAUUUCUGGUAGAAUGCCAAAUUGCACGGUCAAUUCAUUUUCUCCAUAAUGUUAUUUCUUGAACAGAAAACAGUUUUAGUCAUUUGAAUGCAGUUAUGAAAACCUAUGUAAGUCAAGGAGCAGACUGAGCUUACAAUUGGGAGGGGGGGCUGAAUCAACAGCUACAGAACAGAGAGCUUUUAAGCUUUUUUUUAAAAAAAAACACCCUAGAAAAAUCAAAUCAAUAUUACAGGCCAGCUCUUCUAUUAAUUUAAGAGGAAAUGGAAAAUAGAUAUUAGAAGAAUAGAUGGUGGUUUUUUAUUCUAUUUUAUGAGAUACAGAAAAAUCAUAAGGAACUGACAUUUAUAAUUCCCUUAAUGCUUUGCCUCCCGUGAGUUAUGGGUCGAUCCCCUACUCCAGACCUCACUUGCGUGCUCACUCUUUUUAUUAAAGUAGUGCAUAAGGUUGUGUCAGCAGUUCCAUUAUAAACCUCUAUUAGCAGGGGUUUAUAACCGCCUCGUAAAAUUUUUCUCAAGGCUGAAAGUUGGCGCAUCAUGUCUUAAUCUAGAAAUAAAAGAUGUUUCUACCCCACCCACUGUUUAUGAUAUUUUAAAAUAAAUAAAUAAAUAAGUGCAAACCAUUUGCGUGCUGAUAAAUGAAAAUGUUAACGCAAUUUAAUAAGACACCAAAAUUGAUCUGAAAGCAACAUGAUUUGUCAAUUGUUCAUUAAGAGCACAUUGCACUUGAAGCACUGCUGGCAGAAGUAUGAGAUGGGGGUAUCUUUGCUGGACUGCACCCCUACAGAUUGCAGGUGGAAGGAGUUGCAUUUUUAAUGCACAGUGGUACCUCGGGUUAAGUACUUAAUUCAUUCCGGAGGUCCAUACUUAACCUGAAACUGUUCUUAACCUGAAGCACCACUUUAGCUAAUGGGGCCUCCUGCUGCUGCCGCGCUGCCGGAGCACGAUUUCUGUUCUCGCCCUGCAGCAAAGUUCUUAACCUGAAGUACUAUUUCUGGGUUAGCGGAGUCUGUAACCUGAAGCGUAUGUAACCCGAGGUACCACUGUAUUGUUUACAGCACCAGAUCAAGACAUUUUGCUGUCUGGAGCCUGAAUGGCAUCUCAGUCCUCCUGCAAUUAUCAACGGGAAGGCCUGUUGGUCUGUGGUAGAGCGCCUGAUUGCCAUGCAGAAGGUCCCAGGUUCAAUCCCCAAUGGCAGCUCCAGGUAGGGCUUGGAAAGACUCUCUUUCUGAAACCUUGCAGAGCUGCUGCCAGUAAGUAUAGAAAAUACUGAUCAAAAUGGAGCAACGAGCAUCUUCUAAACAAAUAGUCCAACCUCCUGCAAUUCAGGAAUCACAGCAGAGGUGAUGACUGCUGUAGGCAAUAUCUGAGAAGAGGCAUUCCCACUGCCUUUCCCCCCCACACAUUGCUAGCCAUGACAGUCACCAUCAACAGUUAUUUUCUUUUAAAAAAAAUGAUAUCUAGAUUUUUAUUGCAGUUCCCUUGCAUGAAAGGGUUGGCCCUGUCAAAGGUGCCUUCCCUUCCCUGGACUUAUUGAAUCACCUUCUGCGUUGAUAUCCUAAGCUAGAUAUGGAAAAUCUCCGUAUUUUAAGGAGGUAUUCUUUACUCUAGAUACUGCAUUGAGAAGGUGUAUCAACCUGAGCACCAUCAUGGAGGGUCUGAUUUCAUGAGUAGCCCACACAAUGCCCUCUAGACAUUGCUGGUCUCCAUCUCCCAUCAUCCCCCAAACUGAGUCAAAAGUAUGAUGCAGCAGGAAAAAAAAUUUAGGCUGCAUCAACAGAAGUUCAGUGUUUACAUCAAGGGAAUUAAUAGUACCGCUCUAUUCUGCCUUAGUCAGGCCCCACCUGGAGUAAUGGGCACCACAGUUUAAGAAGGAUAUGACAAGUUCUAAAGUGCUGAGAGAAGGGUGGACAAGAUGAUAAAGGGUCUGGAAACCAAACCUUAUGAAGAAUUGGUGAGAGAGUUGGGGAUUUGCUGUAUCCAAGUCAAGGAUGCUGAGGGGGCUGCACUGAAGGCUUGAUAUGAGGAAGAAUCUGCUUUAGAUUACCCAGGGGGCUUGUUGUAAGUUGCUUUGGGUUGCCCUGGGCAGAAUAAAGCGACCAACCAUCUAUUAACUGAUUAAUUAAUUUAAAAUGUUUAGUCAGGAGAAGAGAGAUGAUAGCCAUCUUCAAAUAAAUGAUGGGCUGUCUCGUGGAAGAUGGAGCUAGUUUGUUUUCUGUGUCGUCAGAUGGUAGGACUUAAACCAGUGGAUUCAAAUUACAGUCAUACCUCUUGUUACGUUCGGCUCAGGUUACGUCUUUCCAGGUUGCGUCCCGCAGUGACCUGGAAGUACCGGAAAGGGUUACUUCCUUGUUUCGCCGCUUGCGUAUACGCAGAUGCUCAGAAUGACGUCACACGCAUGCACAGAAGCGGUGAAUCGCAACCUGCACACGCGCAGACGCGGAGACGCAGGUUGUGUUCUGCUCAUGUUACGAAUGGGGCUCCGGAACGGAUCCCAUUCACAACCAGAGGUACCACUGUACAAGAAAGGAGAUUCCAACUAAACCAUCUUGGCUUUGAGUCCUGAAAGACGGUCUCCAUAUCUUGUAGGCCUUUUCCCACCUGGCCAGGUGAGGCCCUGACUGGCUCCAGCUACAUAAGCUGAAGCUGCUGCACAGACUCUUGGGCUGGGGUACUGUUGGGGGGGUGUUGUUUGGUGGUGGUGAUGGGGUUGUUGCUGUUAUUGAUAUAAGCUUUUUAUAUAUCUUUAUUUUAGAUCUUAUGAUUUAUGUGGAAAUCAUUUCAGUUUGGUUGCAUAUAUUUUUAUGGAUUAUUUAUUGUUUAUUACUACUUUUGCUAUGUUUGUAAUUAUGUAAUUUUUUCAUGUUGUAAGCUGCUUGAGCAUGCUUUUACUAUGGAAAGGGGGCAUACAACUAAAAUGAUGUAUGAUGUAUGUAUGUAAGCAUUAGGAAGAACUUUCUGACAAUAAGAAUUGACAGGGUAAUGGACUACCUUGAAAGCUGGUAGAUUCUACUUUACCGGAGGUUUUUAAAUAGAGGCUGGAUGGCCACCUGCGAGGGAUUCUUUAUCUGUGAUUCUUUCAUUGCGGGGGUUGGACUAGAUGUCCUUUGGGGUUUCGUCCUCCUCUACAAUUCUAUGAUUCCAUCCCUGACUAUUAACCAUGCUGGCUUGGAUUUCUAUCUAAAGAAAAAAGGUCUUAGAUUAAAUACAUCAUGCUGACAUGUGGAGAGGUGGGGGUGAGAUAUAAAAUGCAAAUAACAAGCUGUAGAAGGCCAUGCCAUUGCAUUUUGGUAAACCAGCAAGAUGGAAUGCCAUUCCAUAAUUGGAAUAAAAGUAAAGAUGAUUAUCUAGGUUUUAGUCCUUUGAUCUUCAAGCAAAGAGCUCUCUGGGGAGCUGGUAAUCUUUGUUUCUGCUUUCUAAAUGGCAGGCAACAGUUAUACAAGCUGUAUAAAAAUCUGACCAACAUUUGCAUCCUGAUGCAGUAGCUCCAAUAUGUGAAUGGGGAGUCUGAUGUACAAAUCACUGAGCACCAUGCAAGCAAGAGUUGCAUCCUUCUCUUAAUUGUUAAGGAGCAGGUAAAGGUAAAGGUAAAGGGGCCACUAAUAAUUAAGUCCAGUUGCAAACGACUCUGGGGUUGCGGCACUCAUCUCGCUUUACAGGCCAAGGGAGCCGGCAUUUGUCUGCUUCCACAGACAGUUUUGUUGGGUCAUGUGGCCAGCACGACUAAGCUGCUUCUGGAGAACCAGAGCAGCGCACGGAAAUGCUGUUUACCUUCCCACCAGGGUGAUGCCUAUUUAUCUACUUGCACUGUGCUUUUGAACUGCUAGGUUGGCAGGAGCUGGGACCUAACAAUGGGUGCUCACCCUGUUGCAGGGAUUCAAACCGCCAACCUUCCGAUCAGCAAGCCCAAACAGCACAGUGGUUUAACCUGCAGCGCCACCCGUGUCCCUUCUUAAGGAGCACCUAGCCUUAAAUUGAAAUUAUACACAGACAGCAUUCCUUCAGUACUGCCCUUUAGGUUGGUCCCUCCUGGUGAUGAGACAGCACUAGAUGUAUUGGCCAAAAUUGCAGAUGGCAAAGGCUGAGGCAGGAAUGAUGCCCAAUGGGAGCGGCAGGAAGAUCUGCCUCGUUGGAUGGGCAAAUUUGUCAAAUUCAGUUUCUCUCAGUUAUCAGCUGAACUCCCUAUUAGUUUGCAGAGUUUCCAUAUUAGUUUGCAGUGUUUUUUAAUUUAUAUGUCCAUGGCAAAAUCCAUCAGCGUUUUAGUGCAAUUUUCUCCUAAUCUAUGUAUUUUUUUUUUGGUAUGCACUUUUGCCCAAUAUGCACAUUUUUGGCAGAGUAAUUUCUCCUAAUAUAAUGCAUUUUGGUAUGUUAUUUUCAGGAACAUAUGCAUUUUGAUGCACAAUUCACCCUACUGGAUGCAUGCUGUACAAGUUGCUUGGCUGGCGAACUGCAUUGCAAAAUUCGGACAAGUGCAGAUUUCGAAGGAUGUGUGUGCUUCAGUUUAUGUGUUGUUUUGGAAAGUGCAGCUUUGCUUUUAAAUGCAAACUGAACGUAAUUUCUCCCCUCUUCCUGCCCACAAAAAGUCUCAGGAGCGCACAUUGGCAACUUGUGCUUUGCCAAAAGAAGUAGCCUUGCCCUCUUCUAUGAUCCAAAGCCUUUUCAUUUUUCGAAAACACUGUGGAAGUAGAAAUGCACAAUGCCAGUACUGCCAACCAGUCUGUCAGCUAGAGGUUCCCAAUCCUACUGCAGUCAACACCUGAGAAAUAUGUCAUCUGGCACUAUGGCCUCUUGAAUUGAAUCAGUACAAUAUUGAACCAAACAAUUUCAUGACGAAUCUUUUGAUUCCAUCACACAAUAAAUGGUGUCCCACUUCUGUUGAAAAGUCACUUUGGUCUUAAUUUCCUGCUUCCGUAAUUGUUUACAGCUGGUAACUUUAAUUGGUACCAUAAUAUCCCAGGUCUACCUUAAGCGCUGAUCAAUUGUCAGAGCUUUAAUCAUUAUAAUUACCAGCUAUAAACAAUUAGUUCAAUGCUUCUCCACAUUUUUGUAAUUAUCCUUGCACAGCUAUCAGGAAAUGAGAUACUAAAACAAUCCUGUCACUUCAAAACGGGUAUUUCACAUGACCCAACAUCCUUUCUACAUUGUACAUUUGGAAACUGCCUCCUCUUAUCUCUCUAACAGUAUAGGAGAGUUCUUUAAUUACAAAG